Molecule: messenger RNA, 4640 nt
Organism: Xyrauchen texanus (razorback sucker)
Lineage: Eukaryota; Metazoa; Chordata; Actinopteri; Cypriniformes; Catostomidae
Gene: eeig1b
Product: estrogen-induced osteoclastogenesis regulator 1b
Exons: 12
Coding region: 368-1531 (387 amino acids)
Source: RefSeq, a predicted model, not a curated record
CAUUCAGUCUGGCUUUGACUCAACGCUUAAUUGUUGACUUUUGUCCUCUGUUAGAUCGGUCGAUGGGGUUCUGUCGACAUUUGAAUUGUGUCACGGGUUGUUUUUUUAGUAGUUUCGUCGGAUGAUUUUAGUCCUGGUUGCCACAUGAAAACAGUUAAUCGACGAGAGACAUCAUUUCCACGGUGCUGCACAGAGGAGAGGCAGGCUGUAUUUCACCGUAGGUUUCUCUGGACAGCUGAGUCCUCUCAGAGAUGCUGAACCAAAACACACCAAUUGACAAGGACUUCCAAGCACCAGAUUAAAAAGCCGUCUCUUUGUAUUUGUCGACCUCUGUCUUCAAACAUUCAAAGUCUAGUGUCAAAAGAACAUGGCGUUUUUAAUGAAAAAGAAGAAGUUCAAGUUUCAGACACACUUCACUCUGGAAGAGCUCACGGCUGUGCCGUUUGUCAAUGGGAUGCUCUUCUGCAAAAUCAGAUUGUUGGACGGAGGAGACUUUUCCAUUUCUUCAUCCAGACAAGAGGUACAGGAGAACUGUGUUCGCUGGCGAAAGAAGUUCUCCUUUGUGUGUAAGAUGAGUGCCAGUCCUAAUAUGGGGGUCCUGGACCCCUGCAUUUGCCGAGUGUCUGUGCGUAAGGAGCUUAAAGGUGGAAAGACAUUUUCAAAGCUGGGCUUUGCUGACCUCAACUUGGCGGAGUUUGCUGGUUCAGGCUCCACUGUUCGCUGCUGUAUACUGGAGGGCUACGACACCAAGAACACUCGACAGGACAACUCCAUACUCAAGGUUACCAUUGAUAUGACUCUUCUCUCUGGAGAUCCCUGCUUUAAAACGCCUGUGAGCACAGCUAAGACCAUUGCCAUAGCCGGACAGGACCCCUCUCUGCAGCUGGACUGCAAGGGAGAGGGCACUGCUGAUCACUCAGUGCCAUCUGUUGGCAGCAACUCUCGCCGAUCACUCAAAAACAGACCUUCUGUGAACAACUCGGGAUGUCUUCAGGAGGGUUUGGAGGAGAACCUGUCCAGUCCAGAUGAAGUGUUUCACACAGGACACUCACGGAACUCCAGCUUUGCUAGCCAGCAGAGCAAAAUCUCAGGCUACAGCACAGAGUACUCUCGCUCAUCCAGCCCAGCGGAUCUCUCCCAGCACAGGCGCAACACCUCGACCAGCAGCAGCAGCACAUCAGGUGGGACGGUUACAGCUACUGAGAGCUCUGUAGAGCCUGAGAAAGAGCUGGUAAAACCAGAGAGACGCCCACGUCCCCCCCGCCCUGCUCUGCCCCCGAACAGACCCGCAAGGAGAAAACAGGACUCUGUGGAGAGCCAUCCCUCUUGGGUGGAUGACACUCGUAUUGAUGCCGAUGAUAUUGUGGAGAAGAUUGUCCAGAGUCAGAACUUUGCUGAUGUCAGCAACAAUGAAGACAGCAAUUUAACACUGUUCAUUAGUAGGGAUGGCACCACAGCGUUAAGUGGUAUCCAGCUGGUCAACAGGGUGUCUGCGGGUGUGUUUGAACCAGUGGUGAUUGAGAGCCAUUAGAUCUCUGGAGGCACAGCAGUCACUCUUUCUCUCUCACGUACAGGCACUGCCAAUUCUUAUUUUAAAAUGAUAACAAGAGCAAGACAGGAAGUGUAAUUCAGAAUGGGCAUCUGAAUUAACAUCUUGCUUCUCUUUAGGUUUUGAUUUGAUUUUUCUUUCUUAUUUCAACUGAAUUUAAAUCGGUGUACUCACAUAUUACAACAUUAUCACCCUUAUUAUGUAGAAAAUAGAGGUGGGUACUUUUAUACUGUUGAUACAGUUGCUCUAAUUAAGAAUAAAUAUUCAUUAAUGUUUUACUGCGGAAUAUAAACUACUUGAAAUGCCUUAAGAAGUGAGGCGUGAGGGAGCUUCAGUCUAACACUGUGAAAUAUGAAUUUGAGGGCAGUCCCAAGGGUUUAGACUAAAAAUGCAACGUUUUAUUAAAAAUAGUCUUUCUGAUAUUAUUUAAUAAUUUGAAUGUAGAAUGUUUUAUUUUUAUUUCUUUACAUUGUAUUUCACGCCUGUAUUUUAUGCUCAGUUAAGGUUACUAACAACUCGAAUCUAUUUGCCUUGUACACUUUGUAAAACUGAUGCAGUUUAGUCAACUCUACUUUGUAGCCAGCCCAUUAGCCUGUUUUAAACAUUGAAAAAUAUGCCUGAAGUCAUAUAUGGCUGGCCAUACAAACAUGUCAGGCUAGGAAAAAUUAUUUUGGCCAUUCCCCCAUACUGACCCGUUUUAAGUAUCCUAAAUGUCUGGGCCGGGCAAUAGUUUGCUUGCAUGUUCCAGCUGGACUGGUGAACAUGACAUUAAUAUACAGGCCACUUUCUUUUUCUUACUCAUUCUUUUUCUUUCAUUUUCUCCCUACUAUUUUACAAUACCCCAUCUGUGUCUCUGUCUCCCUUUUUAUCUCUCUGUUACACUGUUUAAAUUACUAUGCUGCUGGUUUCAGCUGUGAAUGUUCAUGUGACUAUGACAGCACUGUAUUGUCACUAUUAGCAUACAGCUGGAUGCAGCUGAAUGCAUGACAGUACAGUAAAGUCAUUUAUACGGUAUUCUCUUGUUAGGGUCUUGUCAGUAUCACAAUAAUCAUAUUUACAGCCCAGAAAUACACUUUAAGACAUUGCGCCGCUAAUAGCUAAGUGGCACAGAGAAAGAGCAAAAGACUAUUUUAUCUAGAUGUCUUUUGUAUAUGUUACAGGGCAAAGCUCUAAAGAGGAAUUGUUUGUAGGGUUAGAUCAGAGACAGUGACUCGUAGUCACAAGAUAACCGACUCUGUAUUUCUGGCCAGCACCUGGUGUGCACUGGGAUACAGCUGGGUUUUCCAUUCUGUGUUUCUGUAUCAUGUCCAUUGUGUUAAUUUUUUGUUAUCUAGUUAGCUAGUCAUGAUCAUUGUUGAGAAGAAUCUUUCUCAGUUGAUCUGAGAGAAUUCAGCAGAUUUCCAAACUGACGUUGUGAGUUCUGUACUCAUUUCACACACAUUUUGUUUUGUCAGUAUAGAAAAGUGCAAUGUAGGCCUGUUAUUGUUAUUUUGUCCAUUUUAAUGAAUACUUUAAGGGAAAUUUGCCCUAAAAUGUUUUUAUUCUUUUCAGUGACUUAAAAUGGCAUGCAUAAACUGAAUCACUGUUCACUAUUGUAAUAAAGAGGUGAGGCUGGUUACAUUUGUAAGUGUAGUAAAUCCAUAUUAAUGGACAUUUUGUUAUUCAUGCACCAUUUUAAAAUUGGAUUAACACUUCAUCUGAGUCUGUGGCAUGAGCCAGCUGCUUUUCUACAGGAUUACGAAAUAAUAUUUUAUUUUAGUACUCCUGGAAAUGUAAAAUAACACUAUUUUCGAAAGGGAGAAAUAAAUUACAGUUAUGCUCUCCUAUAAAGCCUAGUGUUUUGGAAGUUUCCGCUUAGCUAGUAUAAAGGGAUUCUCUGAAGACACUGAAAAAAUUAUCUAAUUGUUUUCAUUGUUUACUCUUUGCACCUCUGUAGUCUAUCCAAAAAAAGAAGCUAUUAGCAACUUGUACUAAUAAUAACUCUUUCCUGUCAUCCUGUAUUUUUGAACCAGCAGGCUGGUUCAUUGGAACCUUUACUAUUUCUGGAGGGAUUUUUUCAACCUUGUUGUUAAAUAAUUCUAUAAUGUCUAACAUUGAGAUGGCAUGAAAAAAUGUUCAUCUAUGAUUCUUAUUGUCGUUCUCUACUCACUCUUAAAAUUAUUUUUUUGUUGUUGUAACAAUUGACUGUAAUCUGUGAUCUUUUUAAUGCAGAGGAGUAGAUGUAUACUUGGUUUAAGAUGCUGUUGCAGGAAGCUGAUUGUAGUCUAUGUAUAAAAAAACAACAACAUUGUUUUGGAAGCAAGAGGGACUAUCAUUCCCCUAUCAUUUAGAGUUAUAUGUACAUUUCAGUAAUCUGGAGCUUUACUUUUAUAUUAUUUUAUUUAAAAGUGUUAUAUUGUUCAGUCCACAAACAUUGACAUUUUUGAAGUGGAAUCCGAAAUUAAGCAAAAGAACAUUUUGAUUUUUAAGCAAAAUAGAUUUGAAAUAUUUAGCAAAAAAUUCUAAAAAUCUUUAGGAAUAAUUGCACUGAGUAGCACAGAAAUACUGAAAAACAGAAAGCUCCAGAAUACUGAAACCUUAGAUUAUACACACACACACACAUACAUAUAUAUAUAUAUAUGUAUAUAUAUAUUCACUACAACAGCACUUAAAUACUGAAAAGUAACUAAUUUCACUUACACAUUCUUCAGAGUGGUGAUCGUUGUUUGUCCUUUACCAUUGUAAAAGAUGCAAGCUAUGCACUUGAGUCUUACAGAAUGCUUUCAGCAUCCAUAUUAAUUACAACAAAAGAAACAAUAUUCUCUUGAUUUCUUUAAAAAUGCAUAACAUAUAUAAAUUAAUUUACCACUAAAGUACUAUGGAAAUGAAUUUAUUUUUCUGAAAUGGUGAAAUAUAUUUAUAUUUUAAGAUCACACAUAAGCAAUGUCAUAUUGCUUCAAAGUUUUCUUGGUCUAAUGUUUGGUUCAGUGCAUGAGAGGAAUUCUGUCUUUCGAUGGACCUAAAUUAUAUUUCUACACUUGUAUGUGAAUGUUUCUUUCUUUAAAGUAACUGUCAGGUGUAUAUGUUAUUUUGGGGAAAUAAAGAUAAUGUU